Molecule: messenger RNA, 2852 nt
Organism: Aedes albopictus (Asian tiger mosquito)
Lineage: Eukaryota; Metazoa; Arthropoda; Insecta; Diptera; Culicidae
Exons: 2
Coding region: 18-2657 (879 amino acids)
Source: RefSeq, a predicted model, not a curated record
UAUAGUAAAUAUCCACCAUGGCGGGGUUUUAUCAGAGCAUAAACGACGAAUUCGGACCCGAAGUAAGAGCCACACUAAAAGAGUAUGCGGACAACAACCGAAGACUGAGCAACAUGGUGGUACGAAAAGAUUUUCUCAUACGAUGCCGAAAGGAAGGUUUGUUCCCCUCGCACAUCCAGAAUUCAUUCAAGUGCGUUUUCCAACUACUCGAGGAGCGCAGCCCCUAUCUGAGAAACCUGGAAAGCUGCAUCACAACAUUCAAGCGAAAAGUCCUAAGUCUGGAGAUCCGACACACAUACUUCAGGAUCAAACAACUGCGGGCGAUGGAACAACAACUACGCGCGAAGCUUUCCGGAGAAUUACCCGAGAGCCGAUACACCACCUUUUUCGCAUCCCAAGAGGUUUUCUUCGAACGACAAACCACAUCAAACCGACAGAAAACAAGCAAUAAAUUCGAACGGCUACUUGCAACUAUGAUUGAUCACUGUUCAAGUCGAUCGCCGUCCCUAAACGAAAAAGCAAUCCACAAUGCCACUGAAAUUGCACUACCAGAAAAAGUUGAAUUGCUGCUCAGCCUGGGACCAAAGUUUGCGCUCCCAUCCACCAAUGUUGCCGAGAUGCCUUUCUACCACCUGCUUGCUGAUGUUGAAUCCGUAAUCCAAACCCAUCAAGACGCCGACGUACAGGAGCGAACAAGAUGCAGGGUCGCGAACAACAUUCAGAAUUUCAUUCACCGACAGCAGCAUGCCGGCCCCAUGCAUCCGAAUGAAAGAUUUCUGAAAGAAGCAGAACGUGAGACAAGAAGUUUCCUAAAACAACACCCGAAUUUGUACGUGCUGAAGGCGGAUAAGGGAAACAAAACUGUGAUAAUGCACAAGCAAGACUACGUAGCACGGAUGGAUCAGCUGUUAGCAGACACCAACACAUACGAGAAGACACAGAGAGAUCCGACCAGUGCGUUCCAAACGAAGAACAACGGCAUUGUACGGCGCCUCGAAAAUUUGGGUCUACUGGAUGCAGCAACAGCGAGACGAUUGCGUACCUACAAAGCAGUGUGCCCGAGAAUAUACGGACAGCCAAAAACACACAAACCCGGGCUGCCGUUACGGCCGGUGGUGCCGUGUAUGACGUCUCCAUCGUACGAACUAUCAAAAUUCGUAGGAGCGAUCAUACAACGCUCGUUGCACAGUAAGUACAACAUCUCGGACUCGUUUAAGUUUUGCGAGUUGGUGAACACGGUUACCCUACCGGAGGGACACGUCAUGGUAUCGUUUGAUGUCGUCUCUUUGUUCACAUGUAUUCCGCAAACACUAGUGCGAAAGAGCAUCAUAAAACACUGGGAUAAAAUUGGUACACACACCGACAUUUGUCUCGACCUAUUUCUGGAGGUUACAGCCUUUUGCAUAGAAUGUAGCUAUUUUUCGUUCAAUGGCUCUUUCUAUAAGCAGAAAUUUGGCACGGCUAUGGGGAACCCCCUCUCUCCGAUGAUAGCCGACCUGGUCAUGGAAGAUAUUCUAGAUCAGGCAGUAGAAGCUGUACCAUUUCCAAUCCCAUACCUAAAAAAGUAUGUGGAUGAUUUAUUCCUAGCUCUCCCUGGGGAUAAAAUAGAAAUGGUUCAGGAAAUUUUCAACAGCCAAGACGAAAAUCUCCAGUUUACAGUCGAACGAGAGCAGAACAAUCGGUUACCGUUUCUUGAUAUGGUUAUGACAAGAAACCAGAACCAAACCAUAACAACCGAAUGGUAUAUGAAGCCUAUAUCGUCGGGGCGGUUUCUAAACUAUCGAUCGCUGCACUCGUUUCACCAAAAAAUGAAUGUAGCUUUCAAUUUCGCCAAACGGGUGUACACGUUUACGACGAACCAUCGAGAAGAAGAAGUUGAAAGCGUAAUUCGUCGGCAACUCUUGGUUAACGAUUAUCCGAAUACGUUGAUCAGCCGAGUAAUCAAUAGGGUGAAACUACACAGACAACAAGUGGACACAGCUAUGGAAGCGAACGAAAACAGACCAGAUGAGGGAGAAACUGUUUUUCGUUCGCUCACCAAUAUCGAUGGACUCUCACAACAGAUAAUCAAAACACUGAGAAGGGAAUAUCCAACACGAAUUGCCACCAAAACAACAAACACGGUUGGCGCGUUACUACCACAGAUUAAGGACAAGACACCCAACGACGAACAGAGUAAUAUAAUAUACAAAAUCAACUGCGACAACUGUGAUGGCUGCUACAUUGGGAUGACAACGACGAAGCUGAAAACGCGCAUAUCGGGACAUCGCUCAAACGUACGCAGACUGACGACACUGAGAGAAGCAGGACACACCAAUGCAGACGCAGCGAUUAUUAGUAUUAGGGAAAAGACAGCGCUAGUAGACCACGCAGCAGAAAAUGACCAUGUUUUCAGACUUGACGAUGUGAAGAUAUUAGAUAGCACACAAAAACCAUCAAAUCUUCCCAUCUUGGAAAGUUGUCACAUAUACAACACGCCACACACGGUAAACAAACGUACUGACACAGACAAUCUGAACGUAGUCUACGCUGGUCUACUCCACUCUAUCAUGAACGUAAAAAGAACAAAAUCAAACAACCAAAACAGACCGAAUGUAAACAUGACACAAACUGACGACACUGACACGACUGAAACCGAACACACAACGCACGAAUAGAACAAACUAAAACUGUCAUUUUGAAAGUUGUACGUAAAGGUAGUGGAUAGCGGUCCGGUUUCCGACCAACGAAAAUAUCUUUUUGAAUUUGAAGGUUUUUCUGAACAGAAAAAACGGACAAAUUCAAAAAACAACAAAUGACGGUUAAAAGUUUUAAAAAACUACCACUGGACGAAAAAUCAACAAUUUCAUUCG